Molecule: messenger RNA, 2312 nt
Organism: Peromyscus leucopus (white-footed mouse)
Lineage: Eukaryota; Metazoa; Chordata; Mammalia; Rodentia; Cricetidae
Product: eukaryotic translation initiation factor 5-like
Exons: 1
Coding region: 472-1755 (427 amino acids)
Biological process (GO): translational initiation; formation of translation preinitiation complex; formation of cytoplasmic translation initiation complex
Cellular component (GO): cytosol
Molecular function (GO): translation initiation factor activity; eukaryotic initiation factor eIF2 binding; GDP-dissociation inhibitor activity
Source: RefSeq, a predicted model, not a curated record
UGCCCCUCCACCUCGCGGGCCGCUGGCGGGGGCAGGCGCUGCCUGAGGCUCACAACCUUGUCCUUGCCAGGUAGCCAGGCUCUGCGCUGCUGGUGUGGACACAGACGUCGCUGGGACAGCCCCUCCCGCUGCUUGGCGGUGGCACCUGCCCACCGCCCCUCCGCUCACCGCCCGCCCCGCCGCUCCGGACCCGGUUUCCAGCGUCUCUUCCUCCCAGUCCCGGGCGAGCUGCGUUGGGUUUGUGUCUUUAUUUGACGAAAACGAGCUGUUGCGCAGCCAUUGAUACCUGUGUUGGGGAAACACAGGAUACAAGCAAGAAGCUUACAGCCUCAGUGGCGAAAAUUUUUUCACGUCAGAGACCGAGAACUCUUGCAGUCGUUUAUGUCAUCCCUUCUUCUCCAGACAGAAGAUACCAAAAAGUUGCAAUCAAAGAUCUGUUCAUCUUAUUGAUAAAGUCACUAAUAAGCCAAAAUGUCUGUCAACGUCAACCACAGCGUGUCAGAUCAGUUCUAUCGCUACAAGAUGCCCCGUUUGAUUGCCAAGGUUGAGGGCAAAGGAAAUGGAAUCAAGACAGUUAUAGUCAACAUGGUUGACGUUGCAAAGGCGCUUAAUCGGCCUCCAACGUAUCCCACCAAAUAUUUUGGUUGUGAGCUGGGAGCACAGACCCAGUUUGAUGUUAAGAAUGACCGUUACAUUGUCAAUGGAUCUCAUGAGGCGAAUAAGCUGCAAGACAUGUUGGAUGGAUUCAUUAAAAAAUUUGUUCUUUGUCCUGAGUGUGAGAAUCCUGAAACAGAUCUGCAUGUCAAUCCAAAGAAGCAAACAAUAGGUAAUUCUUGUAAAGCCUGUGGGUACCGAGGCAUGCUUGACACACAUCAUAAACUCUGUACAUUCAUUCUCAAAAACCCACCUGAGAAUAGUGACAGUGGUACAGGAAAGAAAGAAAAGAAAAAGAAAAAUAGAAAGGGCAAGGACAAGGAAAAUGGCUCCGUAUCCAGCAGUGAGACACCACCACCUCCACCACCAAAUGAAAUUAGUCCUCCUCCACAUGCUGUGCAGGAAGAAGAGGAGGAGGAUGAUUGGGGGGAGGAUACAACUGAGGAAGCUCAGAGGCACAGAAUGGAUGAAAUCAGUGACCAUGCAAAAGUUCUGACACUCAGCGAUGAUUUGAAAAGAACUAUAGAAGAGUGUGUUAACAUCCUGUUUGAUUUUGUUAAGAAAAAGAGCAUUAUUGAUUCAUCUGAUAAAGAAAUUGUUACUGAGGUAGAAAGACUGGAUGUAAAAACUAUGGGUCCUCUUGCUUUGACUGAAGUUCUCUUUAACGAGAAGAUAAGAGAGCAGAUCAAGAAAUACAGGCGCCAUUUCUUAAGAUUUUGUCAUAACAAAAAGGCUCAGCGAUACCUCCUUCAUGGUUUAGAAUGUGUGGUAGCAAUGCAUCAAGCUCAGCUGAUCUCCAAGAUUCCACAUAUCUUGAAGGAGAUGUAUGAUGCAGACCUUUUAGAAGAGGAGGUCAUCAUCAGCUGGUCGGAAAAGGCCUCUAAGAAAUAUGUCUCAAAAGAACUUGCCAAAGACAUUCGUGUCAAAGCAGAACCAUUUAUUAAAUGGUUGAAGGAAGCAGAGGAAGAAUCUUCUGGUGGUGAAGAAGAAGAUGAAGAUGAAAAUAUUGAGGUGGUAUAUUCGAAGACUGCCUGUGUACCAAAAGUUGAAACUGUGAAGUCUGACAACAAGGACGAUGACAUUGAUAUUGAUGCCAUUUAAAAGGAUGGAUGCAAUUUAGCUUAAAAGUGUAAAGCUGCAAAUUUUUCUCCAUUAUCAGCCAGAAGUGCAACAUGUAUGUGCAAAAGCUCAAAUGGCUUUAACAUCAUGCUACACUUGAUACUAAAAAGCUAUUACUGUGAGUGGUCUAUACUUAAGCCCAAUGAGACAUCUAGGGAGUCCAUACUUAUCAGUGAACAGUUGUAGUUUCCUUAUUUAUAGCAUGUUUCUUUUGGAAAAACUAGUGGUGGACACAUUUGGAUCACAUUUAUACAGUUACUAAAAAAUAAAGAUUCGAUUUUGGUCAUUCUUCAGACUUUGGGCUCUGAAUGUCUUAUACUGAAGUAAUUGGCUACUUAUAGGAUGUUAUACAAUUUAACCUAAGGUCCUUGAGCCUGAUAGAUUGCAGGUGCUAAAACUUACAGAAUGCAAACCAUUGUAAUGACCUUACUCAGCCAUUAAGAAAUGGGAUAUUUUAAAAGUUGUAUCUCCAGUCCUCAUCUGUUCAGAUUGUCAACUGAUAAUUCUUGUCAUUCUAAGGGAGACUAAUGAAUAAAUAA